This is a messenger RNA of Ochotona curzoniae (black-lipped pika), 849 nucleotides long. RefSeq names its product chromosome unknown C11orf53 homolog (gene POU2AF2). The coding region runs from base 1 to 849 and encodes 282 amino acids. Lineage: Eukaryota; Metazoa; Chordata; Mammalia; Lagomorpha; Ochotonidae. The transcript has 5 exons. The record is from RefSeq and is a predicted model, not a curated record. Gene Ontology annotation, molecular function: POU domain binding; DNA binding.
AUGGAAAGCGUCCCAGGAGAAUACAACAAACGAGUAUACCAAGGGGUGAGAGUGAAGCACACAGUCAAAGAUCUCCUGGCAGAGAAACGGUCCAGACAGACAAGUAACUCAAGAUUCAACGGCAGUGUCAGCUCCUCUCCAUCUCCAUUUUCCCAGAUGCCAGGCUCGCCGGCCUUGUCGGGCUACUACGGCGUGCGGAGGUCCUUCCUGUCAGACUCGGACUUCCCCAACGGCAAGCCGUUCCCGAACGACGGCUACAGCCCCGGCGUGCCGAAGCCGUUCCCCUGCGAGGCGGCGGCGCCGAGCCACACGGCCCUGCUGGAGCCCUGCUUCCCCGAGCCCUACGGAGACGGCCGCGGCCCGGGCCUGGGUCCCGGCGCGGGCUCGCUGCUCGGCGCCUCGCCGCUGCUGCCGCCCUUCCCGGCAGACCCCGCGCACCUGGUGUUCAGGGAUUCCUGGGAGCAGACGGUGCCCGAAGGUCUCAACCAGCCGGAAUCGCUCCCCGCCGACGCCUUGCAGACCCUGCCACCCAGCACCAAUUGCCUCUCACAGCUGGAGCCCGGGAGCGCCAGCCUACACAGGAGCUCCAGCUGGGCGCCCACCCUGCCAGCCACCCACUCCUACUCACUGCAUGCGCUGGAGGAGCUGCACCAUCCGCCUGGCUACCCCACCCCACCUCCCUACCCCUUUGCCCCAUUCAUGGCCAUGCCAAACGAUCUGCCACCCAGGGUGGCACCGCUGGCCCCAGAUGAGGGGGCAGACGCCUCUUUGCUUCCUGACCCUUCUCCUUGGACGAAAGAAGAUGGCAGCACAGUCUGGGGAGCAUACGAAUGCCGCAGACCUUACUGA